This is a messenger RNA of Porites lobata, 7228 nucleotides long. The record is from the annotation of a GenBank genome assembly. Lineage: Eukaryota; Metazoa; Cnidaria; Anthozoa; Scleractinia; Poritidae.
AUGGAAAGCUGUCCUCGAAAACAGCAGUUAGAUUCAGUGAAACAAAGUUCCUUUCAAAGUCACACUUUGGACAAUGUAACCAACACCUUAAGCAAGAGCGCCACAUUGAACGUAACGUCUUCUCGCUUUAGACAUGGAGAAGUUCUGAACGUGGAUUUCCGAGCGACAAUGGUUUCAACAACUUCAGCACCAACUCCAUCAGCGACAACCUCUCCGUUUUACCUUUUACGAGAUGAUCCUCGUGAGUUGAUAACAAGUUACUUUUGUAUGAAUAGCGUGACAGUAUUUUUGUGUUUUUUUAAUUCAACGUCGUUAUUUUUUUGCAGCCACACCGCUAGAAACAAAUGGUAGCCUUUUACAUGGCUUCGACCAGACACAAAAAGGCAAAAAGGUGAAGGAAGGUCUCAGUUCGUUUCUUCCGCAUUUGCCUGGUAAGGCUUCUUCCACAAUGCUUUAAUCAUAGUCUAAUUGUGAAGAAGGAAGUGCAUAAAUCCAUUGUCCCUUGGCUUACGUUACCCUGUAUGUACAUGAAAACGGCAAUUCAAUAUAAGUUAAGCACAUAUCGGCCAAAUGAGCCUAAAUAAGCUUAACCAAUAAUUGUUUUAAAACACUUUCUCAGUGUUCAAAUGCAAUAUGUUGUGUUAAGCUUAAUUUUUGUGACACUUUCAGCUGAUAAUUUCGUGCGUCAGUUUAGAAAUGCAGUUACAUUGUAAUUUCUCUAAACUAUAAGCUUCAAUUAAACAAUAUGCUGAAGUUUCCUACUCAAAAUUUGCAUUUAUGCUGAGCAAGCAUGUACAGUAUUUAAUAUCUGCAAAUUAAGUUUCAAAAUACCUGACCACAUCAAAUUAAAUUUCAAAAUACUUUGUGUACCUCUGGCUUUGCUGAAGAGCCUCCUACUUUAUCAGUGAUCACCUCCUACUUAAAAAUCUAUUGAGAACCCUGCUCCUGUGGUCCCACGGUAAUCAAGGAAAUAGUUCACCUUCAGUUUACACUCCCACAGUCCCAUUUCCCUGUAGCAGAAACUCAUGAGGGGUUGAAACAUGUAACUCUUUAUCUGAUCACGAGCAUGGAACGUGAGCUACAGGUUUCAAUCCCUUAUGAGUUUCUGCCUUUAGUCAAUAUAUCUAUUCAAAUCAACUAGUAAAACAACUACUCCCAGUCUUGCAGCCCUUUAGUCGAGAAAUUUAUCAAAAUCAAGUAUGUAGAAUGACUGCUCAAACCUAUAGUAAGUUAAAAUCAGGUACUGACAAAUACAUUGUUUGGAAUUAGUUUUAUUAACAUAUUUUACUUAAAGGCUUAAAGAAUGAGGAGUGACACAUAGAGUUUGACUCUAUAUUUGCCAUAAUAUUGCUUGGUAAAUUUUUUGCUUCUGCUCAUUCUGGUAUGUUUUCAAAGUUCUUUUCCCCCUCCACAAGUUCAAUGACAAAGUUGUCCGUGACUCUUAAAACUGAUAACAUCACAAACAGUACAAGGAACAUGGAUAUCUACAUGGAUACUUAACAAUUAUUCCUCGAGCCCGAAUGGACUCUGAGUCAAUAGCCCAUCGGCCUCGUGGGCUACUGACUCAGAGGCCAUGAGGGUGAGAGGAAUAAGAGGGCUUUUUGGCGGCAAAAAAGGAUUAAAGUCUAGCUUUAACUAGCUAAAAUGUUUUUAUUCUCGAUAUUUUUGACCAGCUAGUUGGAUUUUACUGAAACAAUUAUUGUUUUAGUAAAAAUUAUCCAACUAGUUGGUCAAAAAUAUUGAGAAUAAACAAAUUUUAGCUAGCUAAUUAAAGCUAGACUGUAAUCCUUUUUUGCUGCCAAAAAGCCUGCACUUUUCGCUACUACAGUCGAACCUCAAUUAUCUGGACUCGUUGGGACCAGCCGAAAUUGUCCGGAUAAUCGAUAGUCCAGAUAAUCGAAAAUAUGAAUAUUAAUAAAGAACAAAACUGAUUAAAUUGAGAAAGCGACAAUUAAUCGUGAAACAAGACUUUUACAAAUCGUUACGAUGCAUGCAAGCGCUGCUUUUGCUGUUUGAAAGCAAAAAAAACUCGCAUUUGACUGCACUUUUCAAUGCUGUAGUUUUAAAAAGGAUAUGGCUACGGAUCUUGAUUGUGACUUAUAAACAUUCAUGACCAAAUUGGGACUGGAGAAAAAGUCUGGAUAAUCGAGGUUCGACUGUAGUGGUCCAUAACAUAUGGCCUAGUAGUAGCUCAACCAAUAAGAACAUAGCAUUGAUAACAGACCACUAGUUGGAUUUUACUAAAGGUAAUUACAGGGGGUAAGCAAAACCACCCAAUAUAAUGGAGGUUGCCCAUAGGAAAGACCCCUUAUGGAACAUAGACCUCUCUGGCUCAAUUGCGUUUUAGAGAAUUUUCAGUUCUGACUAAUGAAGUGUGUUCCCUUUUUCUUUUUCUCUUUGUUCAGGUGUUAUAGAUGAACUUGGGGGACCCGAAACUAGGUAAAUAGACAUGGAAUAUUGCGUUACUGAUAUUGCUGCUGCUGUUAAUACCCGAAUAGGCCAUGUUUCAGUUGUGGGCUUAGUGUCCUAGCCUUUGAGUGAAUGUGAGACUGCAGUUGACCUUGUUUUGAUACAAACCUCAUCCCUUUUCUUAAGUAAAUUUUGCUUAAAAAAUACUAGUUAGCAUACAAACAACAUCAUUUACAUAAUAAAGCAGGAAGGGCUAUAUCAAAACAAGGUCAACUCCAGCCUUGUUUCUGCCUACAACUGUAAAAUGGUCUAUUCUAACAGCAUGAGACACAUGUACUUGAUACGAAUGUAAAAGCACAGUUAGAAUAACGUAUCAGUUCAAAUUUUUAUCAAUAAACUAGGAAAACUGCCUAGUUGCCAAUUUAACUCUUUUGUUUGGUGCCACAUAUAUUGUGAGAUGUUUUGUGGCUACAGUUGUGGUGCGAGAAACUAUAAUUAAUAUAAUGUUUUGGUGAACAUUCUGUAUUAAUUAGUAUGAACUUGUCAGAAUAAUGCAUAUUUAUGGCCUGUCACUAGCCUAAGGGUAGUAUCUGUUAGGCUGCAUGAUAUGUUGUACCGGAAAAUAUCACAACUUUACAGCGGACAUGAAAACUGUAACCACAUGCACUUACUCAAGGUUUUCUUGUGUAAAUUCUUCUGACUAAAAAGGCGGAUUUGUUAUCUCAGAUCAUAUGGAUUCUUCACCACUGGUCACCAGUGACUCAUCAUGGCGGCUGCAAUUUUUCCAGCUCUGGGUUAUUAGAGUCUGGAAUCGUCUCCCUUAUGGAGUUAUGUCAUCUUCUACAUUAAGCUGUUUUAGGCAGUCUGUUUUGCCUGCCAUUAGAUCACUUAAGGUGCCUUCACAUCUGCACAGGCUGUCACUGCUGACUGGUACCCUCCCAGUAUUAGAGGAAUCUCUAUCUUCUUUGGGAGUAUUUAUUCUAAGUUCUAAGUGCACAGAGCUUGCACAUGAAGAGAUCACAUUCAUUGAAGAAUUGUGCACCAAGUGGAAAAUCCUCCACAAUUCACUUUCAGAGUUAAAUGGUACAUGUUCUACACCAAUUCUAAUUUAUCAUCCAAUUUAGGUGAAAAGAAGUGUUACACCUACAAACAUAAAAAUUUAUUUGCUUUUAUUUUUUUGUAUUUAAUUUUCUUAUUUCAGUCUCCGUUCUGUGGUUGACAAGCCACCUAUUGGUGGGAAAGAGCUUUUACCAUUAACUGGACAUUCUUUGUCUGGAUUUCGCUUAAAUCCUGGUCCAGUAAGUGUACCUAAUAGUCUCAAACAUGAGUAAACAGUCCAACCUCAAAAUUGCCUGAAACUUGAUUUACCAGAUUUUUCUGUUUUACUUUUUGGUCUCGUGAUGAAUAAUCAUGGACAUCUUGAAAUGUGAUUGCUGUUUUUUUUUUCUAUUCAAACAUUGAAAAAUGCCGGGUUGUCACUAUAAAUGUCAAGUUGCCAGGUAAAUACAAGUAGGCAGAAGAUCAAACAGCUAGGGAUUUCUUUUGGUUCUAUUUUUCUUCUGUUUUCUAAUAAAAGUAGUUGAGGGCCACACUGAUAGUAGCCAGGGAAAAUUCCUGGCCCCGGGCGCUAAAUGACAACCCUGAAAAUGCCUUUGAACCAGAUUUUGUUUUUCUGUUGAAGAGCAAGAGUAGAAGAGUGCAUUCACCUGAAUUAUCACAAUAGAGUUUCUAAUUAUUACACCAUAGAUUACAGAUGAACCACUACUGUUGCUGUUCCCUUCUUUUGUAAAUCAUGAAAGUAGUGUUGAGAAAGAUAUUAUUAAUUUUAAAUAUUUUGAAUUUUCCAGACUAUUUACCCCAGUCCUGCCAAGUCCAGAUAAUCAAGGUUCUACUGCAGGAGUGGCCAUUUACUCAUGUGCUGUUUUAACUCUGCCUGAAACACUGCCAUGUUGUCUUUUAUUGUCCAGAAUUUUUUGUAUUUUUCUAGAUCCCUGAACAGUUCCGUUUCAUGAGUCAGCAUCCAGUUAAGAAGAAACACAGACACAAGAAACACAAAAGUCAAGACACUGAACGAAAUAAAGAUAGCGAAGCUGUUGGUCAAGGUUUGCGGCUACUUGAGCCAGAGAAGCCUGCAUCCUCUUCUGCUGGUACGUUACAAAAAAUGGAGAGGCUUAUAUCUUGAAAGGAAGGGGGAGUCUUACAACUGCUUUGAAACAAGCUAUAGCCAGUGCAUGAACUAAAUACAUUUUGCAUGUCUUGGUUAAAAUUAAGCUUCAAAACUUCACAAAUAGAGUGGCCUUUAUGCAUGAUUACAUGAGACGAGCAAAUUUCACCACCAGGUCUCUUUUGCAAGGAAAAUUCUCUGCAUUUGCAGUCUUUGUUGUGGAUAUUCUUUUCAAAUUUGCUGCCUCAGGAAUUCUUUUAUGCAAAACUUAGCAACUUUACAAUUUCAAAAUGAGGCUUGGUGGUGAAAUUUGCACAUCUGACAUAAACAUGCAUAAGGGCUAGUUAUUCAAUACAGGAGGGGGCUUAUUUCUGUGGGGGAGGGCUUACCGGUAAGUAAUUUAAGUGUAUCCAAAAAUCAAAUUAGCUUUGUAAUUCUUUCAGAUUUGAAUUCAGAUACAGUGUUAAGCCUGGAUUAGCUUAUAACCCUACUUUGAACAACUGAGCCUUAUUGACUCUAGAAAAAGAUAGUGUUUAGUGCUAAAUAAUAAUAUGUAGCUUCAAUAAAUAUGUUUAUUUUUCAACAGAAAAAUCAGAGGGAAGUCAUGAUUCAAAGAAACACAAAAAACAGGUUAGCCAAGUAGGAGCAUUUUGAUGCUUAAACAUUUUUCUUAGGAAUGAAUUUCAGAAUUACCAUUGUAGCAGAGUACUUCUCCAGUAUCCAAUAAAGUGUACAUAUUGUAAGAGAACUUCCAGUCUUUAUCAUGUGCUACUAUGUUGCAAAUGAUUUCUUAGAGGUCUCUUUUCUUUAAGGUAGAUGGAUUAUGGAGGUCUCCGUUCCUCUUUGCAUUUAGUCCUUGCUACAAAUUAAUAUGAAUUAUUAUAAAAUGCAGGUUUUUAUCUUAGGUUUUCAUUUCUUGUUUCAGAAAAAGCAUGAUGAUGGUGAAAGAAAAAAGAAAAAGAAAGAAAAGAAAAAGAAGAAGGUAAUCACACUGUAUUAUUGGCAGGGCAAAUUUACUUGAUUUUACUUGGCAAUAGAAAUUAACAGUGGGCUAACUUAUCUGUUCUAAUUUCAGAAACAUACCCCAGAUGCCACCCCUACAGGGGGAUUGGAACCCAGCUGAAGAUUAAAAUCCUUAGUCCUAUUAAUAUUAUUAGAUUGUACAUUGAACAUCUUAAGUUAUUAUCACUUUUUGGAUACUUCAUAAUACAGAACUCACAUAUUGUUUGCAGGUACAUUGUACAAAGUCAGGUAGUUUACGCAGGUAGAUGACAUUACUGUGUCGGUAGCCUUUUCCAGGAUGUCAGGUACAAAGUAUAGAAGGCAUUUAGUCUUAAGGAAAGUUUUUCUGUCUCAUUAAUGCUGGUAUUAUUUGCUGAUCUUUUUGUAUUUCUGUCUGUGUUUGUUCAGAAAGUGGACAGCACUAUCCACAAUAGAAAUAUUUCUGUAACUGAUUUAUUUGACAGAUGGUUUAUACACUCUUUAUAAACUGGGGAAUUGUUUUUUGAGAAAGCAGUGGAAUUAUGUUUUGUGUAAUUUCCAAACAUAUAUUGUAAAAUCCUAGCAGUUUUGCUAGAACCUGAAUUUUUUUGGUCUGUAUGUCUUUGCUUCUUUGCUCCAUAAUCCCAAGAAAGAAGUUUUCACAAGGUUACUUCUCUUUGACCGAAGUUUGCACACAGUGACAAUGCGACAGCAUCUAAAAUUCUGAUGAAAGAAGUGUCAUUUGUAUAGAAUUAUUUGUAUCCUGGGUAAAAAAAUCACUGUUUUGCCUUUGAGACACACCAUCACUGCUUUUCAAAUGAAAUCAAGUUAAUGUGUGAGAAAAUAAUCAUAGCUAUGUUUUUCUCAUUAUGUUCAUUUUUAUCUGAGUCAUGUCAUUGCCAUUACACAAAUGUCAAACAAAAUAAGUGGCUGUUUAACUUAUAUUUAACCCAUGCAGUUUGCACGAGAAAGAGCCACUUUUCUUAGAACAGUUGUUUUGGACUGUUGGGCACAACAGUUUGAAGGAUGAACACAUCGUGAAAUUUUAUACUGCUCCCAGUGUACAGAGUAGUAGGUAUUUAAGUAUUGCCCGGGACCGGGUUGUUUAAAGUUGGGUUAAGAUAACCCAGGGUUAGUGCGAAAUUUGAAAUCAGUUUUGAAUGCUUAAAAAGUACAUUCAGUUUAAUUCUUUCUGUCAACGAGUUGAUGAUUGGAUGCUCUUAGAAAUAACAGAGAAAAUUGUCGGAGAAAAUGCUUUUGAACAAAAGAAAAAGAAUCCCAGGUUAAAUUUAACCCUGGGUUAAGCGCUAAUCCGCCUUCAAACAACUGGGCCCAGAUCUUGACAAUAAAUGCAGAGUGUUGUUCAUUAGCAUCUCUCAGCAAACAGGGUAUUGAUCCAUUUUUAAAUAAUGAAAUUAAUUCCAAUCGACAAAACUUAAGAUCCAUUAAGUAAGAAUAGAGUCAAUGAAAUUAGGGAAACAUUGUAGAGUGACACUGGGGUCCUUUACUCAGUAAAAGGACACGACACAACUCUUAUACCAUAGAACUCUAUAUGAAAAUGAGUUAGUACAUGUUACAAUAUAAUUAAAGUAGAGGUGGUUUUAAAUAGGAACAAUAGUUGUAUUAUGGUUCUUUCACUGUCACAAAGUGUAAUAGGAUAAUUAUUUAUGAGAG